GAGGAAGUGACGUCAAGAGAACGGCGGCACCUAGUCGGAUAAAUUCCGAGAGGACCAACGCGAACAGCUUCUUUGCUUGUGCGACGGGCAGGAAGCGAAGAUGUCGGAACGGAAAGUUCUAAACAAAUACUACCCACCUGACUUUGAUCCGUCGAAGAUCCCGAAACUCAAGCUACCCAAGGACCGGCAGUAUGUGGUUCGACUGAUGGCCCCCUUCAACAUGAGGUGUAAGACAUGUGGAGAAUACAUCUACAAGGGGAAGAAGUUCAAUGCACGAAAAGAAACAGUCCAGAAUGAGGCUUACCUGGGCCUGCCUAUCUUCCGCUUCUAUAUCAAGUGCACAAGAUGCUUGGCUGAGAUCACCUUCAAGACAGACCCAGAAAACACAGACUACACCAUGGAGCAUGGGGCCACACGAAACUUCCAGGCUGAGAAGCUCCUGGAGGAGGAGGAAAAGCGUGUGCAGAAGGAGCGUGAGGACGAGGAGCUGAACAACCCCAUGAAGGUCCUAGAGAACCGAACGAAAGACUCAAAACUGGAAAUGGAGGUGCUAGAAAACCUGCAGGAGCUGAAGGACCUGAACCAGCGGCAGGCACACGUGGACUUUGAGGCCAUGCUGUUGCAGCACCGCCUGUCACAGGAGCAGCGGCGACAGCAGCAGGAGGAAGAAGACGAGCGGGAGACUGCGGCCUUGCUGGAGGAGGCUCGUCACCGCAGGCUUCUGGAGGAUUCCGACUCAGAAGAAGAAGCGCCGCCUUCCCGACCACGGGCAGCUUCAAGACCCAAUCCCACAGCCAUCCUGGAUGAGGCGCCAAAGACCAAGAGGAAGGCAGAGGCAGUGGGCAGCAGGGCACACCUGGCUGGCUUGGUUAUGCCAAAGAAGGCAAAGACGGAAGCCAACGGGGGCUCAGAGCAGGUCCGGAUGCCCACCUCAGGUGACCCUGAGAGCAGGAAAGCAGCCAACCUUGCACCCCAGACACCUGGGGCCUCUUCCCUGAGCCAGUUGGGUGCAUAUGGGGACAGCGAGGACAGUGACAGCUGAGCCUCCAUAGUGGCAUCACAGACCCAAGAAGCCAGAAGAGGAGAUGGGAUCAAGGAAGGCACGCUCAGCAGACGCCUCGUGACCUUAUCUGCCAUGGGUCCAGGCAGGAUGUGGAGAGGCAAUGUCUUAGCACCAGGCCUCACUGAACAGACAGCCUGGUCCAUUCUGCAGUCCCUGAGUUUGCCCAGCCCCUUCCUGCCACAGAUUUGAUCAUGGGCAAGGGGCAGGGUCUCUGGGGACCAUCUCCCAACAAGGCUGCACCCUCAACACAAUACUGUAUAAAAAAAGAAAAUCACUCAAUAACCAUGUGGACCAGCUGGAGACCCCGCCCUCCUGUGUAACCAGAGUUAACAUUCUCCUGGGGUUCCAGCCACACCCCCACCCUCAGCAUUCAUGAUUCAUUUGGAAUUUGGCAUUACGUUAGUCUGUGUUCUGGUACUGUAAGAAAACUGCUGAAGCUGAGUCUGUUGUUUAGAACACAGUGAGCCUGGUACUGAGGGUGCUGGUGGAGAGCAGGCACACAUAGCCCAGGCUAGCCUCCAUCUCCCCAGUGCUGAGAUCAGAAACAUGAACCACCACCAAGCUGAUCUUAAGCCUGAA
Messenger RNA from Phodopus roborovskii (desert hamster), 1642 nucleotides. It is a transcript of the gene Yju2, whose product is annotated as YJU2 splicing factor homolog. Gene Ontology annotation, cellular component: U2-type catalytic step 1 spliceosome. The transcript is spliced from 8 exons. Gene Ontology annotation, biological process: mRNA splicing, via spliceosome. The coding region runs from base 101 to 1042 and encodes 313 amino acids. The record is from RefSeq and is a predicted model, not a curated record. Lineage: Eukaryota; Metazoa; Chordata; Mammalia; Rodentia; Cricetidae.